AUGUCUGUGAUGGAGUGCAUUAUCAUUGUCACUGUUCCUGGUUUACUUGUAGAACCAAUCAACCCUGAUCCCACUAUCAUUCACUUACAAGGCAAUAUCAACACAGAUGACUUCUCUCAAGUCAAUGGCAGCCAGAGCACUUGGCAGAUUACUCCUAACUCUAAAUCUGGUUCUCUAGUUCUUUGGAUCUGA
Messenger RNA from Suillus subaureus, 192 nucleotides. RefSeq lists its product as uncharacterized. The record is from RefSeq and is a predicted model, not a curated record. Bases 1 to 192 code for a protein of 63 amino acids. NCBI's taxonomy places the organism in Eukaryota, Fungi, Basidiomycota, Agaricomycetes, Boletales, Suillaceae. The transcript is spliced from 2 exons.